Nerophis lumbriciformis (worm pipefish) is the source of this 1521-nucleotide messenger RNA. The record is from RefSeq and is a predicted model, not a curated record. Lineage: Eukaryota; Metazoa; Chordata; Actinopteri; Syngnathiformes; Syngnathidae.
AUGAAUACAUCCCCACCCCCAAUGGAUUGGACGGCUGAAGCAGCUGAUGCAGAUCGAUCCAUUCACUUAAGCAUUGGCGGCGAACCUGUUGCCGGUGGCGGUGCAACGAUUGCGCUUGAUAAUCCCGCCGACGGGGAGACCGGCUUGAGAUAUUCAGGCGCGUCUCCCGAACAGGUCGACCAGGCUGUUGCGCUAGCGGCAGAUCCGGAACGGGGAGCCGCGUGGUGGUCAACGCCGCCCGCAAUGCGCGGCCAAUGCCUGCAGAAACUCGCUGAGCUGAUGACCAAAAACGCCUCCACGUUGGCUCUGAUGGACUGCAUGGAUGUCGGCAAACCGAUCUCGGCAACUCAGAUGGAGCCGCAUAUCGCCGCCAGCAUGUGUCGUCAUUUUGGCGAACUGGCGGACAAACUUUACGCCGGUCAGGUUGCAGCCAGCGAUCCCGGUUGCAGUGCUUACCAUGUGCGAAAACCCCGCGGCGUAGUGGCGGCCAUUGUGCCCUGGAAUUACCCGCUGAUUAACGCCACCUUAAAGCUCGCGCCAGCUCUGGCGGCGGGAAACUCUGUAGUGCUUAAACCUUCGGAAUUGUCUCCAAGCUCGGCGUUGUUGCUCACCCGUUUGUGCUCCGAUGCGGGUAUUCCUCCAGGUACGGUGAGCUGCCUGCCGGGAGAUGGCGUUACCGGCGCGGCAUUGGCAGAGCACCCUGGCGUCAACCUGAUUAGCUUUACCGGCUCUACAGCUACCGGAAAACAGUUGCUCCAGGCAGCCGGACGCACCAGCCUCAAGCCGCUAAUGCUGGAGUGUGGAGGGAAAUCACCAGAGCUGGUCUUUGCGGAUAUCAAAACCCUGGGGCUGGACAGCGUUGCAGCAGCCAUCGUGGGUGGCUGCAUGCAAAAUCAAGGACAACUCUGCGUUGCUCGCAGUCGCCUGUUUGUGGAACGGCCGAUCUACGCCGAAAUGUUGCAGGCACUGGCCGUCGCGAUGGGCCAGAUGAAACCUGAUCACCCGCUUGAAUCCGCCACCGGCUUUGGCCCUUUGGCCACGGCGGGGCAGCGGGACCGCAUCAUCGGCUUUAUUACCCGUGGGCUCGCCGACGGUGCCCGACUAUUGGUGGAUGGACGCCAGCAAGCCGGGCCCAACAGCAACGGCUUUUAUCUCGGCCCGACCCUUUUUGCCGACGUUGAUUCCACUAUGGGCAUCAUGGCUGAAGAAACGUUUGGCCCGUUGCUGAUGGUGGCCCCGUUUGAUUCUGAGACUCAAGCCAUUGAGCUUGCCAACAGCACCGACUACGGGCUGGCCGCUACCGCAUGGACCUGUGACCUGGGCCGCACUCACCGGCUAAUUGACGCCAUCGAGACAGGUAACCUGCAGGUGCGAGCCACCGCCGAACAACGCUUCGGUGCGGGCUGGGGCAGAGAGAGCGAACCUCAUCGCCAGUCCGGGUUCGGCGUUGAGGGGGGACAGCUUGGCGUUUACAGCUACAGCCGCGUUCAGUCCGUGCAAAUCGAUUAUCCCCUGACCUGA